GUACCACGUCUGUGUGAUAGCCCUUGUCUACUUCAUGCCCCUGAUUGUGAUGGGGUUUACCUACACUGUUGUGGGCAGGACGCUGUGGGCCAGUGAGAUCCCAGGGGAUUCCUCGGACAGAUAUAGGGAGCAGCUCAAUUCCAAGAGGAAGGUGGUGAAGAUGAUGAUUGUAGUGGUGACUACCUUCGCUGUGUGCUGGCUUCCCUUUCACAUCUACUUCCUGCUUUCCCUCUUCCACCCUGAUAUCUACCUGGAGAAAUACAUCCAGCAAGUGUAUCUGGCCAUCUUCUGGCUCGCCAUGAGUUCCACAAUGUACAACCCCAUAAUCUACUGCUGUCUCAAUGAACG
Molecule: messenger RNA, 348 nt
Organism: Hypanus sabinus (Atlantic stingray)
Lineage: Eukaryota; Metazoa; Chordata; Chondrichthyes; Myliobatiformes; Dasyatidae
Product: substance-P receptor-like
Exons: 2
Biological process (GO): positive regulation of flagellated sperm motility; G protein-coupled receptor signaling pathway
Cellular component (GO): sperm midpiece; plasma membrane
Molecular function (GO): substance P receptor activity
Source: RefSeq, a predicted model, not a curated record